Messenger RNA from Anopheles darlingi, 1005 nucleotides. RefSeq lists its product as uncharacterized. The coding region runs from base 1 to 1005 and encodes 334 amino acids. The record is from RefSeq and is a predicted model, not a curated record. NCBI's taxonomy places the organism in Eukaryota, Metazoa, Arthropoda, Insecta, Diptera, Culicidae. The transcript is spliced from 3 exons.
AUGGAGGCUCAGAUAGUGUCGAGUUCCGCGAAUCUUGCGGCCGUUUGCCGGGACGGAGCAUUCGAUGUGACGGGAAAGUGUGUCUGCAAACCAGGGUUCGCGGAGCAUGAAGGUAACUGUUAUCGCAUCACUCGCUCAGUAGGCCACUUGGGAUGUCCGCUAGGGUCAGUGGAGCGGCUUGGUUUCUGCCAUUUUAUCCCAUUGCCACCGAUACGUGAUGUUAUCCCUGCCCAGGAGAAGGUGAUCGUGGUUCCACCGUUGCGAAUCGAGAUUCCGUUACCGGAGCUGCCGGAUGAGGAUGAGGAACUGACGCCCGAGGAUGAGCGGGAUGUCGAGGAGGUUAUCGCACCGCCAGUAAGGCUAACAUUUGAAAAAUCCGUCAACAACCAUAACGUUAUCAACAACGCUACCAACGUGCACACGAGCAACGUGAACAAUGUCUUCGUCCAUAUGACCCGCAGGCUACCGACCGGAGCAAUCCGUACGGUGGUCAUACGUAACAACGAAACGACGGUGUACGAUGAGGACGUGAAAGCGGGUGGAUCGAGCAUCCCGGCACACUCCACAACAAGGCCAUCAACGGAGGAAACCACGGUGUCAGCCACGACUACCAAGCGGCCACCGUGCUGUAAAAUAGUGGGCCCAAGAGUUUGCCGUAAACAGGACGAUGAGUGGGUAUGUUUUCACCGGAAGCAUUACGUUUGCAACGAGGUGUGUACGGCGGACGAGAUGUAUCUUCGGCCAAGGCCGCGACAACGAUGCCUUCCGGGGCACUGUUCCAUUUCGGAAUGUUCCGCAUGUCUGCGAGCGAGACGAAGGUGUCAUCCAAUGUGCUACAGUUACGACUGCGAGGGCAGUAGUUGCCACUUUGUGGACGCUGAUUCGCUUUGCCGUGGUAGUCUGCAAUAUGUGUGCGUUUUGUUGGAAGAAAAAAUCCUAGGAAUUGGCGGAACCGACAACACCACCGCUACACCACCCGAUUCGUCCCGUUUCGACAAGAGUUAG